Molecule: messenger RNA, 1539 nt
Organism: Salpingoeca rosetta
Lineage: Eukaryota; Choanoflagellata; Craspedida; Salpingoecidae
Exons: 8
Coding region: 1-1539 (512 amino acids)
Source: RefSeq, a predicted model, not a curated record
AUGAUCUUGGAGGCCACACAUGUUGACAACGAGAAUGCACAGCUGUCAAAGGCGCCCACGCAGCAGAGGCAUCGUGUUGCUGUCGGUGUGCAGGUUGCGCCGCUGACCUCGGGUGCCGCUGACACAUUGGAUCUCACACAACUGUGGCGCACGAAGACGCUGUCUCUUGCAACGGACUUCAAGACGGUCUCUGGUCGGGGCAUCUCAGCAACCGUGGAUGGCAUGCCCAUUGUAAUUGGCAUGCCCAUCGUCAUUGGCAUGCCCAUUGUGAUGUUGGCAAUCCCACGCCAUCAGCGGCAAGUAGCGGCAGCCGAUCAUGGCCUGACCAUGGUCAUGCUCACACGGGCGACAACGAGGGCACUGCGCGGUCCAUUGGGGGGGGGGGCAGAGGUUGGCAUCGACACCGUGCUCGCAGCAGCGUGCAGGAGCUGCAGGCGAAAGGGCGAGGUGGUGGCAAUAGUUGGCGACGGCAUCAACAUUGACCAUCCACUGGUCGUGGCGAGUGGCCACCCCUCCAGCGACCCCGACGACGGAGUGCACACGAUCCGCCAAAUCACCAGCGUCCACGUCUCGGAGAUCCAAUCCAUCGCAACAGCCGCCACUUCGUCAGCUUCUUCUGUGGUCCUGUGGCAUCAUUUUGGCGAGGGCCAUGGCUUCAUCGGCACCAUCAGCGUGUCUGCGAGCGGAGAGCAGCACCUGCUUGUGCCGGAAGGCCGGCAUUUUGGCGGUGUACAGCCUGACCUCCUCCUCAGCCCGACCUCCUCCUCUUCUUCGCUGCGUGUGUCCCCUGAUCCACAGCCCCCUUGCAGCAGAGUGCUCCUGGUCGCUGCCGGGUACGCUGGCGCACAGUGUUUGGGACUCGGACAAGCCCUUGUCGUGUGGCCGCUCUGCCGCCCUCCGUUUGGUGGCCAGCACGAUCGAUUAGCGGCAACAGCGGGGGUGUGCACCAGCCCUGCGAUGUGGAACAUGACAAGUGUUGUCAUUGUGCAGUGGAGCACGCGAGGCUGGCAGCCAUUACACAGCACCACGCCGGCCAGUGCCAGCUUUGAAUCAGCCGCAUCAACACGCGACGCAAAGCACGUGCUCCUGUAUGGCCGAGCUUCGCGGUGCCGGCUGCGUACGGUGUGCCCAGCUUCAACAAGGCCAACACCACGGCCGUCGAGAUCCGCCCUGCUGUGCCCUGAGCUGCCAAUCACCUCCCGUCGAAUUGACGUGGGCAGCGUUGCUAAGCUGCAGCGAGCCGUGCGCAUGUUCGCUGCCAUCCAAGGCCAGCCACGCCCGCACUCCGUGCCAUCUUCAGCACCUCCACCAGCGUGUCCUGGCUCGACUGCAGCACAGAGCAGUGCGUCGUGGACAAGGUGUGUGAGGCCAUCAACCUCGGGGAACAAGCCCUGGCAGGGAAGCCCUGGUCAAGCCGUGUCGUCCCUGACGCACACCCUCGUAGCAGACAUCAUUUUGCUGGUGUGCACGUUUCCAUGCGAGCUUGCGCUUGCGACCUCCACCGCCGACAAGCAGUACAACCACCAGCAGCGGGCAUGA